Messenger RNA from Cataglyphis hispanica, 1208 nucleotides. Its product is annotated as CD63 antigen-like. The transcript has 5 exons. The coding region runs from base 212 to 1075 and encodes 287 amino acids. Gene Ontology annotation, cellular component: membrane. Lineage: Eukaryota; Metazoa; Arthropoda; Insecta; Hymenoptera; Formicidae. The record is from RefSeq and is a predicted model, not a curated record.
GAUCGCGUGACGCACGAACAGUCGCCCGUCGUCGUCCGUUUGCAUUCGUACGUUUUCGUGGCUCGUUAUCGGCCAGCGGAUAACGGCCGGGCUAACUGAUCGGCCGAUAUCCGGGAUCGUCAUCAACAGUCGGUGCGUCAAGUGCGUCGAGUGUGCGCGGAUCCGUUUGCUGUGCACCUGCGUCCGGGUGGAGCCUAACACGAGCACCAAAAUGGCGGCCACGCAUCUCGAUGUCGGCCUUCGCUGUAUCAAGUAUCUACUGUGCGCGGUCAAUUCCCUCUUCGUGUUGACGGGGGUGAUGAUAAUAUCGGUUGGCACGACAAUUUAUGCUGUUUAUGAGAAUUUUUCGCAUUUCUUGGAUUCAAGCUACUUUUCGCCAGCCACGCUUUUGAUCGUGGUCGGAAUAUUCGUCUUUAUAAUUGCUUUCAUGGGAUGCUGCGGUGCGAUUAGGGAAAGUACCUGCAUGGUUCUUGUGUUUGCAGUCUUACUCUCGGUUGUUUUGGUGAUGGAACUUGCCGCAGCUGUUGCUGCAUACAGUCUCCAAGACGGCAUUAAAGGCCUUCUAGCUGAGAAAAUUAAUCUAACGAUGCAUCAAUAUGAAAAAAACAAGGAAGCCACGUUUGCAAUCGAUUUUAUGCAAUCUAGGUUACGUUGUUGUGGAUAUAAUAGCUAUAUGGAUUGGAACAACGUAUCGUUCAACAAAACGUAUAUGGACGUACCUGAUUCUUGCUGUGCAUAUAUAGUAGACGAGAUACCAGAAUUUCCGGAUCGUUGUCAGGGAAAAUAUCAGGAGGGCUGUAUCAGUCGUCUUUCUAUUAUUGUUCACCGCAGUGCAUUAUACAUCGGCACGGGAGCUGUAGCGAUCGGUCUUAUUCAGCUAACGGGAAUUAUGUUUGCGUGUAUGCUUGGCCGAGCUAUCAGACGUCAAAAGACAGAAAGGGAAAGGCGUCGCUGGGAAUUACGAGAAAAUCUCGUGAACGGUUAUGAACCGCUGGGAAAAUCGGAUCCCUUAACUACAUUUCCCGUAGUAUACAUGUCUCCGGAUUACCCAUUGAAAGGCGUUAAAAAAUGUUAACUUUCUAAGACAAAAAUAAAACCAGAUAUAUUUUUAUUCCUAUUGUUCUCAUGAAGAGAAAUUUACAUAAAAACUGACCAAUGAUUCUAUUUUCUAUAAUAUAAAUAUAUAAAAACCUUUAUAUGAAAACAAA